CAGUAAUGGUGACGAGGACUUCCGGUAACUUCUUGGCGGAAUUUCAUCAGAGUGAACAGAAAUAGCACUGAUGAUUCAUGGUUUCCUGUAAAUAAAUUGUGUUGCUUUUUCUCUCCAAGUACAUUAAUUGAUUUCUAGAAAUCCAAUCUAUACUGUGCGUGUACGAUUCAUAGAGCCUUCCACUUAUUCCGUUGUUUUUAAAAAAAAUUACAGCGUUUGCAAAAUCUUGUCCCACUCUCAUUUUUGACUCAACUGCGUGAGAAAAAGCAUCGGGCAUCGUUGCUUCAUAUUGAUUGAUUGCAGGCGACAAGCAAAUGCAAGAGUAGAAAGAAAGGUCUAUGCUGAAAUUAAAGUCUGAAUCUGAAUUGCAUCGAUAAGUCACCUUAAGUGGACUAAUCUACCCACAGAUCUUCUCUGAUGUAAUUUAAAUUUAGGGAUCUAAUCUAGAAUCUAGAUUUCUACAACUUAGAGUGUCUGCUGCUAUGCUAUGCUAUUAUUAUUGUGAAUGACAAGCCUGCCUACUGUGUGUACUACAUUUGUUUUGUUGCUGCUGUCACAAGGCGUGACAAGGCCAAGGCUGGCCCUUUUCCAGUCUAAGUGUAGCCUAAAGCUAAAUUAUUGAUUAAAGUUGACGUGAACUCAAGACAACCAUGAAGAAUUUAAUCAUGAGAUCAUGGAUGCUACCAGUGCUCCUCCUGGUGCUGGGAACUGUGACUCAAAAUGCUGGAGCAUUUGGAGACUACAAUUCGGAUAAGAUAUUGUUGUCUGAUCUUAAAGCUCUAACUCUUCAUCAAGGCCAAAUGACGAAUGCUCGAAGAUCACCACCUGUUCCUCAAUUGAAAUGUGUCGGUGGAUCUGCACAGCAUAGAUUCCAGCCAAAAGUUGUUCAGUGCAUCAACCAAGGCUCUAAUGGCUACGAUAUUCAGUGGGAAUGUAAGACCGACAUGGACAACAACUACAGGUUUGGACAUGUGGAGGUCUCGUGUGAAGGUUAUGACUAUCCAAAUGACCCCUAUGUGCUCAAAGGAUCUUGUGGGCUUGAGUAUACCAUUGAGUUCACGGAAGAAGGUCUGGCAAAGGAGAAACAGAGAGGGGGCAGCAGCUACAGCAGCUAUCCUACCAGUCAUAAAUCGGAGGGAGGAGUAGGCGGCCUGUUUAUGUUCUUGGCCAUCCUGUGUGUAAUGUACAUCAUCUACAAGACCUGCAUCGCCCCUGACGUGACCCCUGGAGGUCACAGAGCUCCGCCCACAGGGACUGCCCAGCCCCCACCUUACGGCUUCCGCCCAGAGUUCCAGGCCCCUACAGGACCCCCUCCCAGCUAUGAAAGCACACAGAGCUCUUCCUAUUGCGACCCAGGAUUCACCAGCUCCGCUUACUCUCGAGCCAGCGCCCCUCCCCCUUUCUCCAGCAACACUGCAGAAGGAACAGGUGGUGGUGGCUUCUGGUCCGGGGCUGCCACGGGCGGCGUCCUGGGCUACAUGUUCGGUCAGGGCAACAACCGACACCACUACAACAACUCCCACAACCGCGGAUGGGGAGGCAGUGGCUGGGGAGGCAGUGGCUGGGGAGGCAGCGGCUGGGGUGGGUCGUCACAGGAGCAUCAUCAUCACCACCACCACCGCAGCGACAGCCCCUCAGGGUCUUUCUUCUCCAAGUCUUCGUCCUCGCCUUCGUCCGGGUCCUCUGGGACUCGCACUGCCUCAGGAUUCGGUGGAACGUCUCGUCGGUAGUUUGUCGACAAAACAUCUCACCUUUUUAUGGUUUGGGAAAGGAGAACGGAGAAUCCUGAAAGGUGAAUGUGCUGUCUUUCUCUCUUUUUCUACUGAAACGAUGCAGCUAGAUUGAUCUGUUGUCACAAAGAAAAGGGGAAUUGAUUGAAUCAACUAAGUUGUAACUUUUUUGAGCGAGUCAUUAAAAAAAAAAAAAGGGUGUUUUUGGUCUUUGAUUCUACCCCUGCUCCUUCUUUUUUUUUUUUCAAAGAGAGAUUUCUUCAGUACACAAUUCUAUUGUUUCUGUUGUUUCUCUUUAUCAUAUGAUACACAUAUCCUGAUCCUCCAGAGACAUCUGUCGCUGAAUAUCGAGUAACCCACGUGCAGACACAUCUGUGUACUUGCAUUUCAAUCUUUUUAACUGAUCAAAACUAUGUAGUGGAGAUACAGCUAAUAGGAUAUACUGUCAGACAUCACAACAUCUGCCAGUGAUGUCAGUUGUAUUAACAAUAUUGACAUUUAUUCAGAAAUUCAACUUGUUUCGCUUUUCGUGCAAAGUCAAUAUCGAGAUUUUGUUGGUGUGCCUAGUGUCUCACAGAUAACUGAAUUCUGAUGGACGAGGUGUGUUUUUUUUCAAACAGUAAAUAUUUUUUUUCUCUUCCCUAUUUCCAAUGUCAUUCAGUUUAUUCCAGGGAAAGAAUAAAGCUGAAAAUAAUUUAGUGUUAGAUUUUAUACAAAGUACUUUCCGUCUUUAUUCCAUCCCUCCAAAAGUCUGUAAAAGCAUCAGAAUGCCUAUCAUGUGUAUUUUGAUAGAAAAAUAAACAAAUUUUUUUUUGGAGGAAAUCAAGUAUUAUUGUCGAAUCUUGUAAGCGAGGUCUUGGCAGGAGGUCGAUAAAUCAUGUUGAUCUUGCUGUUACUUGUGAUAAUCGGAGCUGGUCUCAUCCGUGCAAUUAUUCAUGACAUUUAUUUUGGGGUUUCCUCACAAAAUCUGCGUGUGGAUGACCCUGGUUCAAAUCCACAGUGGGACAUUUUUUAAUGUGGGUUGUUUGGGGGUGAUUUGAAGGAUCUCAGCCCAUUUGGCUUGGUCCUGUAGGAGAUGACGUCAAUUUCGUAUGUCUUGCUCCCUAGAUACUAAUUGGUCAUUAUUUUGAGGAGCUUGAACCUGCACCUAUAUCAAAGUUUUCAAGGUGUACACUAACCUUGAUAUAAUAUAUAUGUAAAUAGGAUUGUGUGUUUGUGGGAAGAAGAGAAGGCUUGAGGGUGCAGUGGUGUGUGAGUGUGCUUGUGUGUGUGUGUGUGUGUGUGUGUGUGUGUGUGUGUGUGUGUGUGUGUGUGUGUGUGAGUGAGUCUUUAUG
Molecule: messenger RNA, 3064 nt
Organism: Aplysia californica (California sea hare)
Lineage: Eukaryota; Metazoa; Mollusca; Gastropoda; Aplysiida; Aplysiidae
Product: store-operated calcium entry-associated regulatory factor
Exons: 8
Coding region: 651-1730 (359 amino acids)
Biological process (GO): regulation of store-operated calcium entry
Cellular component (GO): endoplasmic reticulum membrane
Source: RefSeq, a predicted model, not a curated record